Molecule: messenger RNA, 345 nt
Organism: Mesorhabditis belari
Lineage: Eukaryota; Metazoa; Nematoda; Chromadorea; Rhabditida; Rhabditidae
Source: the annotation of a GenBank genome assembly
AUGAUGACGCCAAUGAUGACGUCAAUAAUGGCUGCAAUGAGCUUAUUUAAGGGAAAGUACUUGUACAAAGCGAUGAUGCCGAAUUCGCCAUGGGGAGAACACGAGAUGGAUUAUGUGCUCAUCCUUCGUAACUUCGAUCUGUCACGGAUAGAAGUAAACGCGGAGGAAGUUGAAAAUUAUGCAGUUGUGACGACUCCAUUUAUGCGAAUGACUGUACUUGAAUCAAGUUGUGGGAACGUGCUAUCAAGUGCCAAUCCGGAUCCAAAGAGACCGGUGCUGCGGAAUGCAACCGCUGUGUUGUUGGGAUGUCGACUCGAGCUCGUGGAAUACUGCAAUUGGCCCACC